AUGGGUACCCGAGUUCUCUACAUGGCUUCGACCGAAAACACCAGGAGUGAUGCACCACCGACUCCAACGAAGCUCUCCUUUUUCGAAGACUCUCUCGAACAAAAUAUGGCCCAACCGAAUGCUUCUUAUAAUAUUCCCCGUGAUUCAUCGCUGAUAUGUGCAAACGCCUUUAUCACCGGUGCGGGGGCAGUAAUGUUCCAUCGAAAGAGUAAGAGAGUCGUUUUGGUCAUCGAUGACCGCGAGGCUCAAAGACCGCUUGGAUGGUUUUUGCCUAAGGGAAGACGGGACGUUGGAGAGACUUUUGAACAGGCUGCGGUACGCGAAGGUGAAGAAGAGGGCGGAUACCCAUGCAGACUUCUUCCCGUUCCCGUUCCCACACGGCAGCCUAAAAAGGUUGCCGACAGGAACGUUUUGUCCACGGAGCCGAUUUAUAUGCACAACUGGGCCAUUCCCUCUAAGAGACUAUGGCAAGAUGGUGGCAUGUAUACCUGCUUCUGGUACGUCUGUGAGAUCACAGAUGAGGACGUAGAAAGGGUUGAACGUGAGAAGCAAGAGAAGGAUAUGCUGAAUAGAGCACAGAUUAACUUAGCGGAAGCCAACGCUACAAGUGAAAAGGUUUUUAUCGACUAUCAUGAGUUAAAAUACCGAUCGGAGUUGUUCGGGUAUGAGGAAGCGAAGAAGUUGAUUGAGGAGUCGAUCGACUCGACGGUGUUUGGGUGUGUGCUACAGACAGCUAUAGAGCUAGUACAGAAGCUGGAUGAGAUGGAGAAUAAAGCCUAG
This is a messenger RNA of Orbilia oligospora ATCC 24927, 780 nucleotides long. RefSeq lists its product as uncharacterized. Bases 1 to 780 code for a protein of 259 amino acids. The transcript has 2 exons. Lineage: Eukaryota; Fungi; Ascomycota; Orbiliomycetes; Orbiliales; Orbiliaceae. Gene Ontology annotation, molecular function: bis(5'-nucleosyl)-tetraphosphatase (asymmetrical) activity. The record is from RefSeq and is a predicted model, not a curated record. Gene Ontology annotation, biological process: ATP biosynthetic process; AMP biosynthetic process.